GGGGGGGGGGGGGGUUGAAAAGAGUUUCCAGGUUAGAAGAGGGAGGAGCCCAAAGUAGCAAUUGAGGAGGGGGAUCGGACAGAGGCAAACCACCGGGCCAGGAGUUCUCCAGACUCCAAACUAGAUCACAGUAGUGUAGGCACUUGUAAAUGUCCUACUAUUUAGUCGUUGAUAUUUUUUAAUUUUCUUUUUAGUUAGUUCAGAGGUUUAGUCGACGAGGUGACGGGGUCUAGAGAGUUCUAGGAAGGCGAAUAGUGGCUCCAAAGGUGGUUUAUUCAGUAUGCACAGAACCGGUGGAUAUUCCAGCAGCACAUCCCUGACUCAAUCGAGACGUGGAGCAGGCGAUCGGUUCCCCGUAUGUGGGUUUCUUUUGGGUAAAAGGACAAGAAUUUGGAGUAGGCGAUCAAGAGACAAUAGAAAGAGUGAGAUUAUUGAGAGUAUGUGUAUGAGUGAGAAGAAGAAGAAGAAGAAGAAGAAGAAGAAGGUUACUAUACAAUUGGCCCUUUAUUUAAUGCAGUACAUAGUAACUUAACCUGGGGACUCUAUAGUCUGUAGUCCGUCUGUAGUCCGUCUGUAGGUAACUUAGUGGUAAGGCAAAAAGAAAGGAUGAAGGAUUGUGAUAAGGAUAAACCAUCCCGGCCUGUCAGAAUCAUUACUGUUAAUAUGUCUCUCUCCCCAUGGCCUUGUCA
Molecule: messenger RNA, 689 nt
Organism: Aspergillus fijiensis CBS 313.89
Lineage: Eukaryota; Fungi; Ascomycota; Eurotiomycetes; Eurotiales; Aspergillaceae
Exons: 1
Coding region: 281-532 (83 amino acids)
Source: RefSeq, a predicted model, not a curated record